Molecule: messenger RNA, 2437 nt
Organism: Mercenaria mercenaria
Lineage: Eukaryota; Metazoa; Mollusca; Bivalvia; Venerida; Veneridae
Exons: 5
Coding region: 110-2428 (772 amino acids)
Source: RefSeq, a predicted model, not a curated record
GAAUAACCCACAAUCAGUGCAUUGAUAUUCCUUGACCAUGAAUGAAGGCAUUUGGAUAUUAGCACAAUGCGUGUUAUAACCAGAUAAUUUUUUGAUUUCCAAACAUGUAAUGGCAGAUGAAGACCUGGAAAAGGAUCAGUAUAAAAUUUGGGUCCGCGGUGUAAAGGGUUUAGAGUACUUACAGGAAGGACUUCAAGCCUUUGUUGAAGGUAAAGUGCAGCUUUGUCGUAACCAAUCCUUACAAAAAGUAACAAAUGGCUUGCCAACAGGAUCGGUGCGUCAGUGCAAUCAGUGUACGGCUCAAAAUCUUUUGCCUGAACACGCGAAAAAGAAGAACGCCUGUAACAGAAACACAUGCUUUGAAAAAUUCCCAAAUAACUGCUUUGGUAGUAAACCAAACGGUCGUAGAAAAUGCCCGAAUGGAAUAUGCAGUAAAUUAUAUGAUGAAAUCGUACUAGACCAUUCCUCAAGAGAUCCGCUUUGGAAGAACACAGAUCCAAGUACUUGGUGUUCGGAUCCACUCGGAUGGAGCUUCGGAAAAUGUUUCCAAACAACAACAAACUCAUGUACAUCAGCUAGCUCAACCGAUGCUGCCGGACUCCUUAGCAUUAUUAUCAAUAACCUAAUGAUACAGAACAACUGGCUGGCGUGCAAUGACAUGUCAUCAAAAAUAGCGUGCCCUUUUAACAGGGCGAGAGACAUUCGUAAUGAAAUUCUGCAUAGUUCAAAACUCGAACUUGAUGACCCGACGUUAGGCUAUUAUUUAGAUACAUUCAUAACAGUCCUUCAAGAUGCAAAAUGUCUACGCAACUGCGAUGGAUCGAAACAAGCUGUUAAUAAACUAUUACAGUUGAAAAAUCAUCAGAUCAAUAUUAGCCAAAAGGAGGAAACAAGACUAGAACAAAAUCGGAUAGAGGCAUUGUCUGAACUAGAGGAGAAGACAGCAGAGGGACUGCACAAAAUUGACGAAAAAACUGCAACGGCAAAGUCUGAUUUAGAAGAGACAAGGCGUGUAGAAGAACAGAAGAUUAGGGAUCAAACGAAAGCUUCUUUAUCUGAAAUAGAGGAAAGGACUGCAGAUGGACUGCACAAAAUUGACGACAAAACUGCAAGUGCUGGAUUAACUCCACAUCUAUCAGCAGCGGAAGAUGUGUAUCUUAGACAGAAAGAAGUCCUGAGAGACGAUUUAGUAACAUUCUACAAAGACAGGCACAGUUCUAUACCCCUUUCACCGCUGCUUGAGGAGUACGACACUCCCCUGGUAGAUUUUUACGUCUUACCACAAAUGAAUUCCAUUGAAGUGCCGAACAAGUUUUCGGGAAAGGAAGAGAUUAAAACCCCAAUCACUUUGUCGGACAUGUUCAAUUCGGGAAGCAAACGGAGUCGUGAAAUAUAUUUAAUUGCUGACGCCGGUUUGGGGAAAACUGCAUUUUCAAAAUACCUUGCUGUAACGUGGUGCCAGGCUCAUUGUCCAGAAGAGAACUUUGAAACAUAUUUCCCAGAAGAUGCAAUAGAUGCAAUGCGAGAAUUCGACUUUUUAUUUCUGGUGUUGUUACGGGAUUCUUCUAAGGGCUGCAGUAUUGAUGAUUUGAUAAAAAAUCAAAUUAUGCAAAAUUUAUCUCUUUCAUGCACAAUGGCAAUAUGUUCUCUACAGACGAUCCUACAUCAUGAAAGAUGUUUAGUAAUUAUCGACGGACUCGAUGAGUGGACCCAUCCUGGGGUAAAAUGUGAAAGGGAACCAGAAGCAAUCCCUCAUCGUAACGCACGUAAAAAGUGCACAGUCCUGACAACGACGAGGCCUUGGAAAUUAAGUGUCAUUAAUCUCAAAACUAGUCAAAUAGAUAAGAAAAUAGAAUUAGUAAAACUAACCUCACAGUCAGCACAAACGUUGAAGGAAAGGGCAAUUUCAAAAAUAAAAAAUCUAAAUGUUUCUGAUGCAAAACUCUUGGCAGAAGCCUUUGAUACAGAAAUAAAGAAGAAACAACUUGAGGAUCUGGAAUCCGAUCCCCUCCUUUUGAUGUAUCUUAUUUGUUUAUGGUGUGACGAUCUUCCUCUAGGAAAGUCAAAGAGUGAACUGUAUACAAACAUUAUUGAACUCCUGCUGUCAAGAACAGUUAACAAGUACCCGGACCUAGAUAAAACAUGCGAUUCAUCCCAGAGUGAUAUCCCACAAUUCUGGAGUGAACACGUACAUUGUAAGAAAUAUUACGCGCUUCUGAAAGCUUCAGGAAAAUUGGCAUUUGACACAUUAUUCAGUAAACAACGUGAAAGCACGCUGGUAUUUAGUCAGUCGGUCGCUGACUCGUAUCUAAACAAAGGUGAUUUGAAUUUAUGUCUUCUCUCAGGAAUACUAACACAAAGUAAGGAAGUAAAAUUAAUCAUAAAAAGUUUUAAACUUUCGUUUUCCCACAAAACUGUACAAGAAUAAUUCUAUGCA